CUACCGGGUGGGCUAUAUAGCCUAUGUCGGGAAAUGUAGGCUACUACGUAAUGGCUUGACUGUAAACCUUGAAUGGUUUGAUCGCAAAUAAUCUGCCAAUGUAAUGGAAACGUGUUAAACUGAGAGGAAGCAUAUGCUAAUACAAGAAGCCAAAGCAAUUCUCACACCCACUCACUCCUUGCUUUAAUUUUGACCAACGCAUCCUCGCGCGCGCAUCUGAAGACCGUAUGAUGGAAGGGGACACGAACAGUAGGCUACUUGUAUGCCGGUUAUACAGACGCACUGGGGGGGAAACCAAGUAAAAGAUAACUGAUAACGUUUUACACAUAAUUAUCGUAGGCCUAAUCCUGAUUUUUUCGCUCUAAAUGGAUGGGUAUGGAGGUUAUCAGGAGGGAACUAAGCAUGCCAAUGAAUCUGGAAAACCCUUUCUUCAAAAUUGCUCAAGAGACCACCUGUCAAACUUGGACAAAGAAGAAAGUAUGUGGGUUAAUGCUGACUACACACCUGUGCCAGCCAGUGAGAAGGGAGCAGAUGAUGGGGAUGCAGAAUCCAUACCCCUCAAAUCACUUAAAGUGGAUGAAGAAUCACACGUGAAAAAGCGAGGACCUUACUUUCGAGAUGGGAUCCGACGGAUAGACUAUGUGCUCACGUACCAUGUGCAGAAGCCCAACAGCACAAACCGCCAGGCUUCACACUCAUUCAUGAGGAGCAUGCGGGAAAGCAUGAGGCGUAGCUUUAGGCGUACCCGUCAAGCACCAGAUCCACAAGAGGAUCCAGAGAUUGCUGCACAGGAACAUCAGCCAGACUACCAUGAGGAUGACAAGCAUUUUCGGCGGGAGGAGUUUGAAGAGAACCUCAGGGAGAUUGGGUUAGAGUUGGAGAAAGAUGAAGGGACUACAAUAUCUGGCAUGGGUUUCCUGAAGAUCCAUGCACCAUGGAGUGUUCUCUGUCGAGAGGCAGAGUUUAUGAAGUUGAAAAUGCCAACCAAAAAGAUGUAUGAAGUCAAGCAAGACAAUAACAUAGUAGAGAAGAUCAAUCUGUUUGUUUGUAAAGUGACUGAACCAUUACAUCCAAAAGUUGAAGAGAGCAAGAUUCAAACUGCCAAGCAUUUGUGCUACCCAUUCUCCAGAGAAAGAGAGCAUUUGUUUGACCUCUCGGACAGAGAUUCAUUCUUUAACAGCAAAACCAGGAGUACCAUAGUAUAUGAAGUAUUGAAGAGAACAAAGUGCACUCAAACAAAAUACACCAUGGGAAUUACAAGUCUUCUUGGAAAUGGAGUUUACACCUCUGGUUACCCUUUACAUGAUGGAGACAUUGAUGGCAUCCAUGCAGAACCCAAUGACCGCAAGAUCCUCUAUGAGGAGUGGGCGAGCUAUAGCAUUUUCUACAAAUACCAGCCAAUUGGACUCAUCAGAAAAUACUAUGGGGAGAAGGUGGCCCUUUACUUUGCUUGGCUGGGUGUGUAUACUCAAAUGCUGAUCCCAGCAGCCAUUGUGGGUGUUAUUGUGUUCCUCUACGGCUGUGCAACUGUAGACGAUAACAUUCCCAGUAUGGAGAUCUGUGACCCACGCAACAACAUCACUAUGUGCCCCCUAUGUGACCAUGCCUGUAGCUACUGGAAGCUUGUGACCGCCUGUGGCACAGCCCGAGCAAGCCACCUAUUUGACAAUCCGGCCACAGUCUUUUUUGCUGUCUUCAUGGCACUGUGGGCCACUAUGUUCAUGGAGCACUGGAAGAGACGACAGAUGAGACUCAACUAUAUCUGGGACCUCACAGGCUUGGAAGAGGAAGGGCUUAAUGACACAGACCAUCUAAGACCUGACUACGAGUUCCGAGUUAUGCAGAAAACUCUUCGAAAAGAAUCUCACAGUUCAAAGAAGGUUAAACUAACCUGCAAAGACAGAAUGCCAGCAUACAUGACCAUCCUCAUCAUGAUGGGCUUUAUGAUUACUGUGACAUUUGCCAUCGUUUUUGGGGUUGUCCUGUACCGGAUCUCCAUUAAAACAGCCUUGCACAUGAGUUCCACAUCUACCAUCCGCUCAAAUGUUCGUGCGACUGUUAAGUCAACGGCUGCUGUCAUCAACCUCAUCAUCAUAAUAAUCAUGGAUGAGAUCUAUGGGGCCCUGGCUCGCUGGCUGACUGCCCUUGAGGUUCCGAAGACAGACAAGAGUUUUGAGGAAAGACUCAUCUUUAAGACAUUUGUCUUAAAGAUUGUCAAUGCCUUUACACCUAUAGUCUACCUGGCAUUUUUCAGAGGAAGGCUUGUAGGGCGACCUGGAAAAUAUCUCUAUGUUGUAGGAAACUACCGCAUGGAGGAGUGCGCCCAUGCUGGCUGUCUGAUGGAAUUAUGCAUCCAGUUAUGCAUCACAAUGCUGGGCAAACAGCUAAUUCAGAACAACCUGUUUGAGAUUGGCAUUCCUAAACUGAAGAAGAUGCUGCGGCGACGGAAGACUAAAUUGGCCACAGAGCAGGAGGAGGAGCUCAAGAAGAAUCUGCAACGGCAUGAGAAAGACCACUUCCUGGUGCCCUUUAUUGGUCUCAACCCAGAGUAUAUGGAAAUGAUUAUCCAGUUUGGCAUGGUGACGGUUUUUGUGGCCUCCUUUCCUUUGGCUCCACUUUUUGCUCUAUUGAACAAUGUAAUUGAAAUUCGACUGGAUGCCAAAAAGUUUGUCAUGGACUUGAGGAGACCACUUGCAGCGAGGGCAAAGGAUAUUGGUAUCUGGUACAACCUUCUGAGGGGACUCAGCAAAAUGGCAGUUAUUGUGAACGGAUUUGUUAUCUCCUUCACAUCUGACUUUAUUCCACGGCUUGUUUAUCAAUACAAGUAUAGUCCAGAUGGUACCCUGCAUGGAUUUGUCAAUCACACCUUAUCCUUCUUUAAUGUCUCUCACUUCCAACCUGGGACUGAACCCUUGGAACCUUUGCACUUAGGUUACAAGGUGGAGCUUUGCAGGUAUAAGGAUUACAGAGAUCCUCCAUGGUCAGACACACCAUAUGAGUUUUCUAGAGAAUUUUGGGCCAUACUGGCUGCCAGGCUUGCAUUCGUCAUUAUUUUUCAGAAUGCUGUGAUGAUGAUGAGUGACUUUAUCGACUGGCUGAUCCCUGAUAUUCCUAAGGACAUCAGUCACCAGAUCCACAAGGAGAAGGCGCUCCUUGUGGAUCUCUUCAUGAAAGAGGAGAAGGGGAAGAAACACCUCCGGAAUGUCCAGAGUCAGCAGAGCCCAUCUCUGACACGUUCACGCCCCAACUCCAACACACACAGAAACUAUUAGCUUUUCCAUACAGAAAAUAUGGCAAAUCAAAAUGGUAAACAAUAGCUGUUAUACUAAAGUCAGUUUAUGAAAAAGGUGCCUGUUUUCAAAAGCCUUUAAUGCUUUGUGAUCUAUUUAUUGGGUAAACAAAAACGAAUCAGAUAUGAGGACAGGGACUAAAUAUUAUUUUCAUGACACUAGUUCUGCUAGAGCAUGGUGCUAACAGAAUAAAGGCCAUGGAUAUGUUACCCAGAGAGCACAAAUACAGAUUAAAUGUGUAUCUUUAAAUUUUAAAAUGUAAAUGUAAUGCACAUCAGAAUUAUUUUGUCAUGUGUCAAGCCAGUUUUGGCUCCUAUUUCUUAUAUUGCACAAUUUUAAAUUCAGGUAGUGUCCAAACCACCAACCUUUGAUGUGGAGCCAAUAAUUAAAAAAAAAAAAAUGUAUACGGGUGUUGCACUUUCCCAAAGUUGAAUUUGUUUUUGUUGCCCUAUUUCCCACUGUCAAUUUUGCCACUUUUACCAAAUGGUUACCCUCAAUGGAAACUGUAUAAGUACACAUUUAAGGUGGCCGUGACUAGAUGUGAAAAAGGUUGUGCAUUUAUGUUAGAGAGUGUAAGAUUGUAGAUGGUAGAUAAAUAGACAGGUAGAAACAUGUCAUAUAUUUCCACACCAUAUUAUCUACACACUAAUAGGACACCAACUAGACAACAUAAAAGAUCAAUUAUCUUAGUCUUUGGCCGGUCAUCGUGUUAUCAAAAUUAAAUGGUUUCAAGACAGGCUUUGAGGCAGUAAACAUGUUUUACUCAUAUUUCCUAAAUUGUUAAGUUAACCUUAAAAUAAGUAAAUAAUGCUCAGGUCUUGGUUGCAUUUUGUUAUUAUAUGUAUUAUAUGAUUAUAUGUAGGUUUGCACACAAGGCUUCACUUCCUCCUAGAAUUAAAAUCAAGUCAACCAAAACUGGCACAGAUGAUCUUCAGACCAAACCUCAUAAGUUAUUUGUUGGCUUUUUGAUUUGCAAAAGUGGUCAGCCAAAUUCAUCAGUCCAAAGCAAAGCUGCCUGACACAAAUUUAGUUAAUAUCUAGUCCAAUCAAUGGACAUGAAACUUAGUGCUUACAGCCAUACCCUUAUUAUAAUCACAUCAGGUUUCUAUUGCAACUAAUGGCGUUGUGCCCAUACAAUUGGCCAAAAUCACAAGAUUUUUUUUCUAAAAUGGUGCUUAAUAUCAACGCAUUGCUAUUAAUCAAUCAGAGAGGGCCGCGAAGCGAAUGCAGAAGUGCCGUUCACCCUGUUACAAGUUGAUGAAUCAUUGAAACGAUUUUGGAAACAUUAUUUUAAGGUACAAAAAACUCUUUGGUGUUGCUUUAAAAUGAGGUCACACAAUCCUGAGAGGGUUGGUUGCCUUUUAGACUAGUGGAUGUAAUUUGGUUGUCAAUCAUAGAAUUGUACACAGUUCCAUAAAAAAUCAAGAACAAAUAUUCUAUAUAUAUAUAUAUUAUUUAUGUUUGUGUAGUUUUGAUCUUGAAAAGGGUUUUUAUACAGUGUAUAUAUAUAUAUAAAAAGAUACAGCUCAGCCCAGUGCCCACCCAAAAAUAUGGUUUGCACAACGCCCCUGAUUGCAACCAUGCCCUGCUGGGCAGCUGUGUAAUUUUGUCAAUGUCCGUGAUCACAUUUCUAUGUUAAGGUGGUGUGAAGUCUGUAAGAUUCACUUAUUUCAAUCAAUUUGCAAUGUUUUUAGACAGAUUCCGUUUAUCUAAUUUCUCUCAGCAUCACCAGUGAUAUUUAUUUAACUAGGCCUAUGAUGUAUUUUGAUUAACAUAUUUGGAGAGAGGCCUUUAUUGCCUCCAACAGAUUUGGCCUUUUAUAGCCAAACAGGUUUUAUGGCCUUUAUCACCUCAGGACAACCCAGAGUGGUCCAACAUUGAAAAUAAUAGGAGUUUAAAUAACAAAGUUACAAAAAUUUUUAUUUCAUUCAAUUAUCUGGGAAAUAAUAUAACGUUCAAAAUUCAAGUACUGUGCUGACUACCUUGUCUCAGGUAAAAAUGAUCAAGUCUAACAGGGAAGCUACACCAGGCGUGUAACUGAAGCGUUCUGUUCGCGAGGCGUAAAAUCCAUUUUAGAUGAAUAGUGUAUUUUUUUCUCAAACGUACGCGCUGCCAUCACGUCUGGUGUAGUUACUUCCAUUGAUUAUAGUGGAAGCUAAUUGUUGCAGCAGACGUUGCGCAAACGGAACGCAUCAGUUACGUGCCUGGUGUAGCUCACAUGCUAUGGAAUCUGUAUGUGGCCACAUUUGCUAACAUUUCUAAAACAAAACCUUCAUUUUAGAUUUGGAUGUUUAAUGUUGUCUGUUAAACUUAACUUAUCAAAUGUAAGAUUUAAAUGUACAUACUUUAAGAUACUUGCUACAAUUGUGUUUCCAGUUUUGGAGAUUAAACUCCAGCUGUACUUUCUAUUACUGAAAAAAGGAGAUUUAAUUGCAUUAUGUAGAGUGUUAAGGGCAGCCUGUUGGAUUUUUUUAGAGGGGGGGGGGGGGGAUCAGCUCAAAAGGCAGUUCAACUGGUUAUGAAUGACACAUAAAAUCAGAUGACAAAACUGCCAUACAGGAAGCAUUGCCAUAGUUAUGUUUGAUAGAUCAUCAAAGAUCUUGUGUGAAUGCUUUCAAUCAUGACCUUGAUAUGAUGCCAGAGAGAUGUAUGGUGUGCUUUUGCCUCAGAUAGCUGAUUGCUUCUAUAUUUGUUUUUGUUUCGUUUUUUAAGAAAGGGGAUUUUAUAUUUUGUUUAAUUUUUUCUUUAUUUAAUGUGGUCCAGUAUGAUAAAAAAGUGUGAUAUGCAACGAGAGGUCUGAAAUACUUAAACAAGAAACACAUUGUGCUCAGGAAUAUUGGGAAAAGUGUAUGAUGCCUUCAACAGGACUGAGUGUAAGACUCUACGUUUUACUUAAUGCAGACAGAGCAAAAACAGUAUCAGAAAUUUGCUUUAAUGUACAGUACAUAUGGUGCAUUUAACAAGGUCCAACCAGUCCUUGGGCCAUAUUAUUCUCUCUAUAAUGUGUGCUGUUACCUUUUUAAAAGUUUGUUAAUAUUGCUUUCUAUAGAAAGGUUAUGCGGCUUGGUUGCUUGGGGUUGUUUUUUGUUCUUUUGUUCAGAACACAGAUUUGAGAUCAAAAUAUUAUGUUCAGUGCUAUGACAUGUGGUAAAAGUAUAUUUCAAGUAAAAGGUACUACAUAUCAA
Messenger RNA from Alosa sapidissima (American shad), 6475 nucleotides. Its product is annotated as anoctamin-1-like. Gene Ontology annotation, cellular component: plasma membrane. Gene Ontology annotation, molecular function: chloride channel activity; protein dimerization activity. The transcript is spliced from 26 exons. NCBI's taxonomy places the organism in Eukaryota, Metazoa, Chordata, Actinopteri, Clupeiformes, Clupeidae. The record is from RefSeq and is a predicted model, not a curated record. Gene Ontology annotation, biological process: chloride transmembrane transport. The coding region runs from base 366 to 3272 and encodes 968 amino acids.